GAGCCCAGGUAGGGGGAGUCAGGUAAGCAAACAGGAUAGAGGUGCAGCCCAGGAACAGAACAAGCAAAGGGAGAGACAGACUGGGGGCCACACACACAGGAGACGACAAAUAUCUGUAUUUACUGCUCACUGGACUGUCCCCUGGGAGAUCAGAGACUGUAACUUAGGGCCACACGAGAGCAUAGAAGUGACAUACAGAGGAGACUGCUGAGCGAGAGGGAAUCUCUUCUUCUUAAACUCUGCUCCGGCCCUUUCCUGCUGGGACUGAAGAUUGAGUGGCUCUAACUUAGGGCCACAGGAGCCCCAUAGAGAGUCGCCGACCCCUGGGAGCCGCAUACAGAGAAGAUAUCUAUAUACUGCUCAUUGUGGCUCUAACUUAGGGCCACACACAGUGCUACACAGACAGACAGAGAACUUACACUCAGAGCUUACACUCAGUACAGAGAGAGAGCGAUUUCAGCAAAAAAGAGGGUCUCACAAGCGGCACCCUGGUGCGAAUAAAGAGCACCCACUGUCUCCCUACUCAGAUUUUUGGCCGCCUGGCAGCAGGUGGCGGAAUGGGGACGGAGGAGGGGACAGAUUGGCUGCUGGCGCUGCUGCAGGAGGUUCAACUGGAACAAUUCUACUCGAAACUCCGCAAUGAGCUGAACAUCACCCGCCCGGGACACUUUGAUUUUGUAAAGCCAUUAGAUUUGGAUCAGAUUGGCAUGGGAAAACCAGGGCAGAGGAGACUGUUCGAAGCACUGAGGCGUAGGAAACCCCCAGUUCUUCCCAAAUCCUGGAUGUACAAGGUGUUUCCCCCCAAAAAUCCAGAGUCUCCAGAAGGACCCCAAAGCCCAGAGAUGUCCCCCUCACGGAUGGAACCUGACUCUAUGAAAUGCCUGAUUAAAGAACGUGACCUGGCCCUGUUUGAGCGGCUGGGGGACGGCUGUUUUGGGGUAGUGAGACGAGGGGAGUGGAGAGUGCCCAGUGGCAGGACUGUGAAUGUGGCAGUUAAAUAUCUGCGAUCCGAUGCCUGCUCCGACACAGAAGGCCUGCAAGAUUUCCUGCAAGAAGUCUACUCUAUGUUUGUGUUGGAUCAUCCCCACCUCAUCCGCCUCUAUGGGGUGGUAUUUUCCAAACCCUUUAAAAUGGUAACAGAAAUAGCCUCUCUGGGCUCCCUGCUGGAUGCCCUUCAUAACAGCUAUGGCAGUUGUGGCUCCUUCUCGCUGCCCCUCCUAUGGAAGUACUCUUUGCAGAUCGCUUCUGGCAUGAAGUUCUUGGAGUCCCACAAAUUCAUCCACAGAGAUCUGGCAACUCGGAAUAUUUUACUGACCAGUGAGGAAGUGGCCAAGAUUGGUGACUUUGGACUGAUGAGAGAGCUUGGUGGGCACAACAACCAUUACAUCAUGUCUGCCCACCGCAAGAUUCCCUUUGCUUGGUGCCCCCCAGAGAGUCUGAAGUUUGGAGCUUUCUCUAACCAGUCCGAUGUCUGGAUGUUUGGUGUUACGUUAUGGGAGAUGUUCACUUAUGGACAGGAGCCUUGGAUGGGCUUCAAUGGAAAACAGAUAUUACUGAAGAUUGACCGUGACAGAGAAAUCCUGGAGCGACCAGAUGAUUGUCCCCAGGCUCUCUAUGAGUUAAUGAAGAAGUGCUGGAUAUAUGAACCAGAUCAGAGGCCAACAUUUGCCAACCUAAUGGGCCUUCUUAAUGCAGCACGCCCCCAAGAGGUCCGAAUUCAACGUGAGGUAAAUGACCCUGGCUGUAUCCACCUGGAAAGUGGUGAUGUGGUCACCGUUAUUGAAGCAGGGUCAGAUACACACCUAUGGAGAGGGCAGAACAGGCGGACACUUAAAGUGGGGCGAUUCCCUGCAUCCAUUAUCCCCACAAGGGAUUUAGCCCAGUUUCAGAUUUCUGGAAGACCGUCUACAGGCUUAAUGCAACUGCCUGGUAUUGAGGCGUCAGAGAAUGAUAGGAGAAACAGAAUCAAAGACAGAGGAAGAAGAGGGGAGAGAAGCAAUCUGCUGGGUAUGCAAAGAAUUUCCAAAAGCCUUGAAUCUAUUGCUGAACCCUUAGUCCCAGCCAAUAGACAACAUGUGGUAACAAGGAACCGUGCUCAUGAUCUGGAGAGCCAUCCCAUCAACGCAUCACCCCGGAGAAUAAGCGACGUACCCAAUAUGCGAAACCUUGUCAAUAUGCGACCUCCUGUUUUUCCCAAACCCAAGGGGCCUGCUUCCAAGGAGAGAUUUAUUUCAGUCCCUAAUGCUGAUUUUCUUGCUCAGUCAAUCGGCGGUGUCCCUCGCCAGACUCCAGGAGGAACAGGGUCUGAGGGAGAAGCUGGAGGAAAGGGUUUAGGACAGAGAACUCCUGCAGAAGUUGAGCUGCAAAGAAAGAUCAAAGAGGUAGAGGAUCGGGUGCAUGGAGUGACCACGCAGGAGUGUCGCGAGGCGUUGCGUAAUAGCUCUGGGAAUGUUGGGCGUGCUAUCCAAGCACUCAAGAUGCAGCAGUUAUACAACGUGGGCAGAAACAGUAAGGAAGAUUGUCGACGUAUCCUGGAGAAGUGUCAGUGGGAUCUGGAGGCCGCGUCCCGCUAUGUGUUGCGGAAAGCCAACCUCUCAUCAUGAUUAAUUCUUCUCAAUGGCAAAAUACUUGACUUAGGUGCAAGUCGCAUUAGCGAGAGCAAGUGGCAUCCUUCUUAGGCUGUUUGACAUUGGGGAGCUGUUUCUGCUGGAAGCCACUGGUUGGCCAAACCUGAUGAUAUCACCAGUCACCACUGUGUGUUCCCGUCAUUGAUGGACAUUUAUUAUGAAAAGAACAAGGGGAACUAGAUGCAAUGAUACGCACUGGCUCAAAUCUACCUCAAAAAUAGAAUCGUUGACUUGUGAGGAAGAAGAAACUGGGCAUGCUGGCAUGGACAUUACCUGAACUUUGGGCACCACAGGUCUUUAUGAUUAGAGCCCCAUUAGAUGGAAGCCCAGUUGUGACUGCAAUAUUCUUUUAUCUACUACUUUUGCCCCUGGCUGAGAUGCUUCUUUUUCCUUGAGACAAUAGACACAGCCUUGCCAGGACUAGCAGAAUGGGAUGAGCCGCCAUAUUGGUUGGGGCAUGUGGAAUAAACAUUUUGUUCAUCCUGUGGAUUAGAGAGCAGAUGUGCCAAGUUCCUUCCUUUGCUACAGUGUUAGAGACUUGGCACCGCCAAAGAGAAGCUCUAGAAAGUCUUCACGAGGAUCGUCAUGAAGUCCAAGGGAGUGUGUACUGGCCCAGUGCCAGGUUAUUAGGAAUGUUUUUAAAGGAAAUCUGAUAUUGUAUUUGGUUUUGAACUUUUUAUACAAUUAUUAUUAAACACUUGUAAAAUAACCAAGAUGCAAAAGACUCUUUCCAGUGAUCUCCCUCUGUCCAUUUCAGCCUUGGGUGGAACUUUAAUAUGUGUUACCAUGAGCUGUUAUUCAGUUAGCUGGUGUUAUUUCACUUUACCUGCAUGUCUUCUUGGACUUGGAUCAGUCUUGGGUGGUGACCCAUCUGCUCCCAAACUGCACAGAGUCACUUAUAGUGCACCUCCAAACCUCCCAAACUUGGCUGAAGAUGGAGCAGUUUUCUUUUGGAGGGGACGUUGAGACUUCUCAGCAGCACAUGAAAAAGAGAAGUGAGUCUGGCGGAGUCCAAAGGAUGGUCACUAGUGCCGCCAGUUAGUGCUGUGCUGCCACAUUGUACUGACAGUUGUAGGCAGAUAAAGGGGUCAUCAUCGAGGUACCUCGGCACAAAUCCUUCUGGUUUUUUUAUAUUGGUAUUAUUUUGUUUACUGUAAUUCAAUCAUUUUACCUCGUAAAGACUCAUGGGGUGAGGAGGGAAAUAUCUAUCUGGUUACAAUUCAGCUGCCUGCCCUGUCUCACUGCACGAUUAUGGAUCAAAUGCUACAACCAACAUUCAGGGAACCCCUUAGUAUCAGAGUUUUAACUGUACAGGUAUGGGACCCGUUGUCUCGAAACCCAUUAUCCAGAAAGCUCCAAAUUACGGAAAGGCUGCCUCCCAUAGACUCCAUUAUAAUCAAAUAAUCCAAAUGUUUAAAAAUGAUUUCCUUUUCCUGUGUAAUAAUAAAACAGUCGCUUGUACUUGAUCCCAACUAAGAUAUAAUUAAUUCUUAUUGAAGGCAAAACCAGCCUAUUGGCUUUAUUUAAUUUAUUCAAUUUAUUUUCUACUAGACAUAAGGUAUGGAGAUCCCAAUUAUGGAAAGAUCCAUUAUCCGGAAAACCCCAGGAUAACUCGCCCCAUCCCUGUACUCCGUUAUCCCACGAGGGGGUCGUACACAGCAACAUUUGUGUAUAUAUUUUUAUAUCUUUUUGUUUUUUAUAAAAUAAAAGUGAUGACAUUGUAGAGAC
Xenopus laevis (African clawed frog) is the source of this 4355-nucleotide messenger RNA. It is a transcript of the gene tnk2l.L, whose product is annotated as tyrosine kinase, non-receptor, 2 like L homeolog. The coding region runs from base 558 to 2603 and encodes 681 amino acids. The transcript is spliced from 14 exons. Lineage: Eukaryota; Metazoa; Chordata; Amphibia; Anura; Pipidae. Gene Ontology annotation, cellular component: clathrin-coated vesicle. Gene Ontology annotation, molecular function: protein serine/threonine kinase activity; protein tyrosine kinase activity; transferase activity. The record is from RefSeq and is a predicted model, not a curated record.